AUGGGUCGAAUAAGCUAUCCUACGGGUUUGGAUAGCCCGUCGAGACAGCUUCUACUGGAUCUCACGAGAGAUCUUGAACAAUUGCAGAUCCACAGUACCGAGUUAAAACAGGUCAAAGCGUGGGAACGAAAAUCCUUUUACGAACGACUCGACCGCAUUGAUAGCGAGCGCGAGGCCGUACAUUAUACAGCGCUCGACAAAGUUGCUGCGCGUCAUGAUCAGGUGCGGGAGGAGGCGCAGGAGACCCUCAGAGCUCACCAGCGAGCCGUCGAGGAAGAAAAGCGUCGGAAAGAGGAAGAGGCUCGUCGAGAAGCUGAGCGACUAGAACGGGAACGAGCAGAGAAACUACGGCGUGAGCAAGAGGAGGCCGCGCGACGAGAGGCAGAGCGCAAAGCGGCCGAAGAGGCAAAGAGGAAAGCUGAAGAGGAGGCCGAGAAGAAGCGCAAGGCCGAGCAAGAAGAGAAGGAGCGCAAGGAAAAAGAACGACUGGAGGAGGAAAAUAGGAAACGACAAGCGGAGGCGCAAAAGGCUGAACAAGAAGCCGCACAACGGACGGCAGAAGCUGCGCAAAAGGCUCAGGCAGAGCAACAGAAGCAGAUUGGUGGCGCUCGUCAGACUGAGGAGGAGACCAAGGUACAAUUACGCUACGUGGAGCUUCAUCAACAUCUGAAGAAAUUCCGACAAUACCUCAAGGACGAGGGGAAAACAAACCCGGUCGUAAAGCAGAACAUGGGAGACAUCCGUCGGUCAAUCAAAAAAUGCGUCGGUCAACUACGCGAAGGCAAGGGUGCCAACAAGACCCAGCUUCAGGAGAUUCGUUCGGCACUAGAAAAAGCUGCGUCGAUCGCGGAGCCGUCUGUUGAUGUGCGGCAGUUUUUCGCAUUCCCCCCAGAGGACAUCGCCAACUCGGAAGACAACAAGGUGCCAGCGCUCUUGAUUUACGCCUUGAACAUAUUCUCCAAAUGUCUGAUUUCGUCUCUCGUCACGGAGGCAUCCAUCAACCAGGGCCAAGCGGAGCCGAUUGGCAUUGUAGCUGCACAAAUCUUCUCUAUGGACGCUUUCAUUUACAAGGGCCACCACAUGGUUGACAUCCUAUGGGCCAAGUACCGCGUUGUCUGUCCUGCACUUUGGGGCUUUUACGGCAAUGAGAAAACCGAGGCCGGCAGAAAGGCCAUCGGCUGGUGGCGUGAGGGUCCGGACGGACCUUUCAUCAGCGAACAGGGCCACGCGGACCGCAUGACGGCGCUUGGGGCCGGAUAUGCCGCGUUGACAUUGCGCAAUUUCGGCAAGACGCCGCGCAGGAACCCGUUUCCCAACACCAUGUUCUGGUAUACGAUGCAUAAAAUCCUCAUGAUUCCGCCGAAUGAAAUCCAAGAAACACACAUUACGCUGCUCUCUGCGAUGCUCAAGACCUCUGUCGAGAGGAUUGUGGGCUUCUUCGGGCAUAUGGGCCUGGCAUUGAUUCGACGGGCGAUCGUCGAUUUACCCAACAGCCUUACCCGCCAGAGCAUGGGUGUCAACCAACUGAAACUCUUGAAAGAUAUCUACAAGAGAGAGAAACACAUCAUCAUUUAA
Aspergillus novofumigatus IBT 16806 is the source of this 1575-nucleotide messenger RNA. RefSeq names its product putative RNA export mediator Gle1. NCBI's taxonomy places the organism in Eukaryota, Fungi, Ascomycota, Eurotiomycetes, Eurotiales, Aspergillaceae. The transcript is spliced from 2 exons. Gene Ontology annotation, molecular function: phospholipid binding; inositol hexakisphosphate binding; translation initiation factor binding. The record is from RefSeq and is a predicted model, not a curated record. Gene Ontology annotation, biological process: regulation of translational termination; poly(A)+ mRNA export from nucleus; regulation of translational initiation. The coding region runs from base 1 to 1575 and encodes 524 amino acids. Gene Ontology annotation, cellular component: nuclear pore; cytoplasm; nuclear pore cytoplasmic filaments.